Messenger RNA from Aspergillus chevalieri, 627 nucleotides. RefSeq lists its product as uncharacterized. Bases 1 to 627 code for a protein of 208 amino acids. The record is from RefSeq and is a predicted model, not a curated record. The transcript has 2 exons. Lineage: Eukaryota; Fungi; Ascomycota; Eurotiomycetes; Eurotiales; Aspergillaceae.
AUGCUGUGCUCGCCCAUAAUCCUUCCGGUUCUCUCUUUCCUGGCCUCACACGUGGCCGCGACGUCCUCUUCUGAACAGGCCGCAACCGACAUUCUGUACUGGCCCGUGGCGUCUUCUCAACCCUCGACCCUCGCUCGCGUAUCAUACGACCCGACGUCUUUGGAAUCAAACGUCUUGUCGUAUUUUCCUCCCGCCGCAAGCCGCAAGACUACAGACGCGGAAGACCACAUCGAUAAGCUCGUCCGCAUUGGCCUAUACACAUCGACUCCAGCUAAUCCCAAACAAUGGGUUGGCACCGUCACUUCGUUUUCGUCUCUUACAGGUGUUGGUGAUGGCAAACCAACAAUUCAGCUUCAUCUGGGCCCUUCGGAUGAGGUCUACCGUGUUUCCCUAAGACUAUCGUCGUCUUCAUCUUCGAGUGAUGCCACAGAACAAAUCAAGCCGGGCGUUGAGCUGGUACGUACCGAAUCAGGGCCACGCCCACGCCUCAACCGGCCUGUCGUGGUCAGUCCAGAUGGGCAGGGUCCGCAGGAGGUUGUCGAGAAGACAUUCUUCCAAAAAUAUUGGUGGGUUUUCCUCAUAGUAACGUUUCUGGCAAUGUCUGGUGGUGGAGAGGGUCAACAAUAA